AUGAUAAAUUUACUCCUCAGAGAUGGCCAAAUAUUAACAAACAAUCAUCGUCGCCCAUCUUCAAGACAAAGCUUAUUCCUAUCCGCGUAGCGAGCAAAAUUAUUGAAAAAGCCCUAUUUUUUGAGAGAAAACCGCAAAAAUUUUUAAUAUAAAAUUUAAUAUUUUAACAAGAAUAAAAUAGUAUUGAAUAAUGAAAAAGCUAAAUAGGAUUGGAUAAAAAUUUCUGCCAUUAUAUUCGAUCUAAAUCCUAAUAAUCUAUCAAAAAUAAAGCAGCCAGUAAACUGCAUCACAUGGGGGAAAAAAAAUUUGUUAUCUGCCAAUUUAAAUUUUUUACUUUUUUAAAUUUCAUUAGAAACUCCACUUUGUUUUCAUCUCACAAGUAGCAAUCAUUCAGAAGAUUAAGUUCAUCCUUAUCAAUUCAUCCGCAAUCCUUGCAUGCACUGCUUUUACCUAAAUGCCUUAGAUUUUAUCCUGGGGUCGUUAUAUUGAACUCAAAAAUUAUAUAUAAAAUUUUCUAAAAAGCCCUAUUAGAGAGUAAAAUUUUUGUCAGCUCACAAGAGGAGGUAGUGCCUCCUCCUAUGAAUAAUUUCCCAAAUUCUGAAAAUUCAAGACUUGGCGAUGAUCUUCCUUCGUUUUCUGUCGGAAUUCGAUACGUAAAAAGAAAAAUAAAAAGCGACUGCCCAAGUGAUAUUUUGACAAACUCAAAUCGUGAUGAUAAAUUUGAAGAGAAUAAUGCGGCUGAUUUUCAAAACCCAACUGUUAUAUGCUGGUCCAGAAAUAACUCAAUUUCAAUAAAUCCGCAAGAAUGCAGCAAGUCACCAACUGAAGAAAUCCGAUUGAUGCCAUUUAAAAGGCAAAAAAUAUCUUUUCUAAAAAAGCUGAGGAAUAAAAACAAGCUGUAUUUGCAUGAUGAAUACAGAUCAAAAACUCCAAGUCAUAAAAGAUCAAGGUAUAUUAAUAGUGAUGUUGAGAAUAUUAGGCUAAAAACUCCUGAAUUUUUUAAAAAAGCACUCGCUAAGAUAUCGCCAAAUACAAAGUAUCAAGAUUCAAAAUGAGUUUUGGAUGCAAAAGGUAGUAACAAGAAAAAAUCUAUUUGCAGUGCCAAGUUUAUGAGCUUGUUUUAA
Blepharisma stoltei is the source of this 1124-nucleotide messenger RNA. The record is from the annotation of a GenBank genome assembly. NCBI's taxonomy places the organism in Eukaryota, Ciliophora, Heterotrichea, Heterotrichida, Blepharismidae.